Pantherophis guttatus is the source of this 3931-nucleotide messenger RNA. RefSeq names its product glycogen phosphorylase L (gene PYGL). Lineage: Eukaryota; Metazoa; Chordata; Lepidosauria; Squamata; Colubridae. Gene Ontology annotation, molecular function: pyridoxal phosphate binding; glycogen phosphorylase activity. The record is from RefSeq and is a predicted model, not a curated record. Gene Ontology annotation, biological process: glycogen catabolic process. Gene Ontology annotation, cellular component: cytoplasm.
AAACGGGCCCCAGAAGCCCAGCUCUGGAGCCAGGAGAAAGCCAGACGGCUGAGCGCGCAUCGGGCAGGCCGAAUCACGCCCUCUUCAAGGCACCGAAUCCACCUCCCGCUUUCCUUUACCGGCAGCCCAGCUCGCCUCGCCUCGCCCGUCCCUUCCCUUCCUCGCCCCACCCCGCGGGCAAGCAAAACUUCCCCAUCCAACGGUGAGGAGGAGGCGGUGCCAGGCUCCGGACAGGCGUGGAACCCGACGAAUGGCAGUCUAUAAAAAAAGAGGGCUUUGGGUCUGCCCCUUUCCUGGAAGAAAACCCACUUCGGCUAAGUCCAGCUCGAAGAGAGGAGGAACGAGAUCCCCCCGUCCUAGGAUCGAGAGCAGAUCACAGCCUUGGCAGCCAUGUCUCGGCCCCUCACCGACCAGGAGAAGCGUAAACAGAUCAGCAUUCGUGGCAUUGUUGGAGUGGAGAAUGUGGCUGAGCUGAAAAAGGGCUUUAACCGACAUCUACAUUUUACCCUUGUUAAGGACCGCAAUGUGGCCACCCCUCGGGACUACUACUUUGCCCUGGCCCACACUGUACGGGAUCACCUGGUGGGCAGGUGGAUCCGCACCCAGCAAUACUACUAUGAAAAGGACCCCAAGAGAAUCUACUACCUUUCCUUGGAAUUUUACAUGGGCCGGACUUUGCAAAAUACCAUGAUCAACCUAGGACUACAGAAUGCCUGUGAUGAGGCAAUUUAUCAGCUAGGUCUGGACAUAGAAGAGCUGGAAGAGAUUGAAGAAGAUGCUGGUCUGGGCAAUGGAGGCCUUGGCAGGCUGGCAGCUUGCUUCCUUGAUUCAAUGGCGACCCUUGGGCUUGCAGCCUAUGGUUAUGGAAUACGCUACGAGUAUGGCAUUUUCAACCAGAAGAUCAGAGAAGGAUGGCAGGUGGAAGAAGCUGAUGAUUGGCUAAGACAUGGAAACCCCUGGGAGAAGGCUCGUCCAGAGUACAUGCUUCCUAUUCAUUUUUAUGGAAGAGUGGAGAAUACACAGACUGGUGUGAGAUGGGUUGAUACUCAGGUUGUUUUGGCUUUGCCCUAUGAUACUCCUAUUCCUGGUUAUAUGAACAACACAGUUAACACAAUGAGACUCUGGUCUGCUCGAGCGCCCAACGACUUUAAUCUCCGUGAUUUUAAUGUUGGUGAUUACAUUCAAGCGGUGUUGGACAGAAACUUGGCGGAGAACAUCUCCCGCGUCCUUUAUCCAAACGAUAACUUUUUUGAAGGCAAGGAGUUGCGCCUGAAGCAGGAAUACUUUGUGGUAGCUGCCACCUUGCAAGACAUCAUCCGACGGUACAAAGCCUCCAAGUUUGGGACUACUGAAAGUGUCCGGACUGCUUUUGAUUCAUUCCCAGACCAGGUUGCAAUCCAGCUGAAUGAUACACAUCCUUCCAUGGCUAUUCCUGAGCUGAUGCGUGUCUUCUUGGAUAUAGAGAAGCUGCCCUGGUCCAAGGCCUGGGAUAUCACUACAAGGACCUUUGCUUAUACAAACCACACAGUUCUUCCUGAAGCUCUUGAACGCUGGCCAGUCGAGCUGGUGGAGAAGCUGCUUCCAAGACACUUGCAGAUUAUCUAUGAAAUCAAUCAGAGGCAUUUGGAUAAAAUCAGAGCCCUGUUUCCCACGGAUGUUGACCGUCUCAGGCGGAUGUCCUUGAUUGAAGAGGAAGGGGUCAAGCGUAUUAACAUGGCCCACCUUUGCAUUGUUGGCUCUCACGCUGUGAAUGGAGUUGCAAAGAUUCACUCAGAUAUCGUCAAAUCUCAAGUGUUCAAGGACUUUGCAGAGUUGGAGCCAGAAAAGUUUCAGAAUAAAACAAAUGGGAUCACUCCUCGUCGCUGGCUCCUGCUUUGCAACCCAGGACUUGCAGAAUUAAUUGCGGAGAAAAUAGGGGAAGAAUACGUGAAAGAUUUGAGUCAGCUAAGAAAGCUGCAUCGGUUUGUGAAUGAUGAUGUUUUCAUCAGAGAGGUGGCCAAAGUCAAGCAGGAAAACAAAGUCAAAUUUGCCCAGUACCUGGAACAGGAAUAUAAAGUGAAGAUCAACCCAGCUUCCAUGUUUGACGUGCAAGUCAAGAGAAUUCAUGAAUACAAGCGGCAGCUCAUGAAUUGCCUACAUGUGAUCACCAUGUACAACCGCAUUAAACGAGAUCCAACAAAGCCAUUUGUGCCCAGGACUGUGAUAAUUGGAGGAAAAGCUGCUCCUGGGUAUCAUAUGGCUAAAAUGAUAAUAAAGCUGAUCACUGCUGUAGGCCAUGUAGUAAACAAUGAUCCUGGGGUUGGAAACAAGCUGAAGGUCAUAUUUUUGGAGAAUUACAGAGUCUCAUUGGCUGAAAAAGUGAUCCCUGCUACAGAUUUAUCAGAGCAGAUUUCAACAGCCGGCACUGAAGCCUCGGGCACUGGAAACAUGAAAUUCAUGCUCAAUGGGGCUCUGACCAUCGGGACCAUGGAUGGUGCCAAUGUAGAAAUGGCAGAAGAAGCUGGAGAAGAGAAUCUUUUCAUAUUUGGCAUGAGAGUGCCAGAUGUGGAACAGUUGGACCAGAAAGGGUACCAUGCUCAGGAAUAUUAUGACAAGCUUCCUGAAUUGAAGCAAGCUAUGGAUCAGAUCAAGAACGGUUUCUUUUCACCACAGCAACCUGACCUGUUCAAAGAUUUGGUGAACAUGUUGUUCUACCAUGACCGGUUUAAAGUGUUUGCAGACUAUGAAGCUUACGUCAAGUGCCAAGACAGUGUCAGUAAACUCUAUAUGAACUCCAAAGAAUGGACCAAAAUGGUCAUCAGGAACAUUGCAGCCUCUGGGAAGUUUUCCAGUGACAGGACCAUCAAAGAAUAUGCCCGUGAUAUCUGGAAUGUAGAACCUUCUGACCUCAAGAUCCCGCCACCCAAUGUACCUCGCGAUGUUGCUGAUGAGAUGCUGGCCAAUGAUUCAGCUGAAAAAUUGUGUGUGUGAAUCUGAGAAGUCCUGCAAGGUUUAACUCCGUAUGGAUGACGCACAGUACCCUACAUUGGAAAAAGCACGCGUAGAUUUGUUUAGCAAGUACCGGUAAUAAAGUGGCCUUUUCUUUUCUCUUUUACUUACAAGCACCGAGAGCAGUUGGGGUAUCUACAUUUAUCUGUUCUCUCCCUUUCCCUUCUUUGAGAACUCUGGGAAUUGUUCCCAAAAAUUUUGCUCUAAUACAUUCUAUUUCACCUGAUGAUCUUAAGUGUGCCAAACCAUUUAUCUCCCAUGCUAGCUGAUAUUCUCACUGGCCAUGCUAGGUACCAGUCCCAGCUCAACUAGAGAGUACCAGCUUGAGGUACGCCACCCAAACAGUUCAAAGGGCGCAUUUUUUUUACUAAUUUAUAGUGAGUGUUAUUAAAAAAUACCAUUAGCAAACCAAAUAAUCUGUUUACUCAAUUGUUGUCUUUUAAUGAAAAUGAAAGGGCUUGUCCACGAUGUAUAUUCAUAAAGUGAACUAAUAGCAGAAAGAAUACAUUUUAAGAGAGGAAGGCGUCGACACAGAAUUCGUAUAGUUUCAUAUAAAAUCUAGAGUACCUGUUCUUCCUUCAAGGGGUGAGCAUGUGCUCCUACUUAAUUCAAAUAAAGAUAAUUUUUUGAAGUAUUCUGAAGAACACCAUGUAUUUUCAGCAGGGUAUUAAUUACAGCACUGAGUCUUUGAGGAAGUUGCCCUAUGUAGUGCACUAUAAAUCAAAUUGAUUCAGCUGUGAGUAAGAAGACAUGCUGAGACAAAAAGGAUGUUCUGCUAAAAUAAAGCUUAUAGUAACCAAGAUGAGGUGCAUUUAUAGAAAAAGAAGAAACCUUUGGUACGCUCAAAAAUUCCUGUAUUCUUUGCCCAGUAAUGUUGUUCUGUAAUGUACACCUGCAAAUUCACAUGAUAAAAUAAAGUCAAAUCCACUUUUUUAUCUUCCAA